GUACCCGUAAUUUGACGCCUUUGACGCCGGGCUGCUGCUGGUGCUUUGCUGCUGGUUCUUUGCUGCGGUCCGUCAGUGCUUGCUCCACCAGCACCGUAUCAGCAGCUGACAACUCACAUUCUGGGCAGAAGAUAGGACUUGAAUAACACUCUGAGUGAAGAUGGGGAAGGAGAAGCUUCACAUAAACAUAGUGGUGAUUGGACAUGUGGACUCGGGUAAGUCCACCACCACAGGGCACCUCAUCUACAAGUGCGGAGGCAUCGAUAAAAGGACUAUUGAGAAGUUUGAGAAGGAGGCUGCAGAGAUGGGGAAAGGUUCCUUUAAAUAUGCCUGGGUUUUGGAUAAACUGAAGGCAGAGCGGGAGCGUGGCAUCACCAUUGACAUUUCCCUGUGGAAGUUUGAGACCAGCAAAUAUUACGUGACAAUCAUUGAUGCUCCAGGACACAGGGACUUCAUCAAGAACAUGAUCACUGGCACCUCACAGGCCGACUGUGCCGUGCUCAUCGUGGCUGCGGGUGUGGGAGAAUUUGAAGCUGGAAUCUCCAAAAAUGGACAGACCCGUGAACAUGCUCUCCUGGCCUACACUUUGGGAGUGAAGCAACUCAUUGUGGGAAUCAACAAAAUGGACUCCACCGAACCCAACUACAGCCAGAAACGCUACGAGGAAAUAGUAAAAGAAGUCAGCACUUAUAUUAAGAAGAUUGGCUACAACCCCGACACAGUGGCCUUUGUGCCGAUCUCUGGUUGGAACGGGGACAACAUGCUGGAGCCAAGCCCAAAUAUGACCUGGUUCAAAGGCUGGAAGAUUAACCGUAAAGAUGGAAACGCAUCAGGCACCACUCUACUGGAGGCUCUGGACGCCAUCCAGCCCCCCACACGCCCCACAGACAAGCCCCUGCGCCUGCCACUACAGGACGUAUACAAGAUCGGAGGUAUUGGGACAGUGCCUGUAGGUCGGGUGGAGACAGGGGUCCUCAAGCCGGGCAUGGUGGUGACCUUUGCCCCCGUGAACGUGACCACAGAGGUGAAGUCUGUGGAGAUGCACCACGAGGCUCUGACUGAGGCGCUGCCCGGAGACAACGUGGGCUUCAACGUCAAGAAUGUGUCAGUCAAAGAUAUUCGCCGUGGCAACGUGGCCGGAGACAGCAGGAACGACCCACCACAAGAGGCGGCUAGCUUCACCUCUCAGGUGAUCAUCCUGAACCACCCAGGUCAGAUCAGCGCAGGUUACGCCCCCGUGUUGGACUGCCACACAGCUCACAUCGCCUGUAAGUUUGCUGAACUCAAAGAGAAGAUCGACCGUCGCUCGGGCAAGAAGCUAGAGGACAACCCCAAGUCCCUGAAGUCUGGGGACGCUGCAAUUGUGGACAUGAUCCCAGGAAAGCCCAUGUGUGUGGAGAGCUUCUCUGAGUACCCUCCACUGGGUCGUUUUGCCGUGCGAGAUAUGCGUCAGACUGUGGCUGUGGGCGUCAUUAAAGGAGUGGAGAAAAAGGCUCCCACCAGUGGAAAGGUCACCAAGUCCGCGCAGAAGGCUCAGAAGACCAAAUGAAUGUUGUGCUGGGCUGAUGCCCCUGACAACCACGACCAACGGCACUCUAGCUAUCUGCCCCUGUUAGCCUCCAUCAUCAGUGUCUGGUCUAUUAUCACAAUGCAUCGCAAAAGCCGCAGAAGGAAAAACAUUCAUACCUCCACUAUAGUGACUAACACAGUGUUCAGUGUAUGUUUUAUUGUCACUCUGGCAAUGCUGAGAUGCCAACUAGCUUCCAUGCUGUAUUCUGUAUUUUGAGUAAGGACAACAAUAUUAAAUAGGUUUAAAUUGCUUGAAUUGAGACUGUUUAUCUUGAUUUGAAUAGAAAUGCCAUAUAAAAGUCAUAUGCAGAGGAUGAAUUUUGAAAUUUCCACAUGCGAUCAAUCAAUAAAGUAACUAAAGUGUAUCUUAAAUAAUAUAUGGAACUUAAAAAUAUCUUGUAAAUGUAUUUUUAUUUUUUACUUUAAAAAUGUAUUGCCCAUGAAUUUAAAAGAAAAAAGAAGAAAAACCAUAGGCUAAUAAUUCUAUAAAAAAAAUCGGGAUUCUUAAUUCAAGCAACUUAUGAGGUCACUGUUUCGAGGUACCGGUAAUUGUAGUAAUAUACCGCUCAUAGAUUUAGCUUGUACAAUUGUAGCUAUUGCUCAAGUUAUGAUGCUGAGAUGUUUGUUUGUUAAAGUAAUGGUCCGUGUUGUAGCUUUAAUAGAUAAUUGUAGACAAUAGGCACUGGUGAACUGGCUGUUUGCAUGUUCCCUUAGCACUUUAGAAGCUUCAGAGUGGAGAUGACCUGAAGUUUUCUCUUCAUGCAUAGAGCACUUUGCUUGGUCUGAGCUCCCUGCAGUAGCAAUGUUAAAUGUUAGAUACUGUUCCGUUCAUACACCUUAAUCAUUGUGUGGAAACAUGUUGAAAGUAAAGAUGUUAAAACA
Molecule: messenger RNA, 2451 nt
Organism: Periophthalmus magnuspinnatus
Lineage: Eukaryota; Metazoa; Chordata; Actinopteri; Gobiiformes; Gobiidae
Product: elongation factor 1-alpha 1
Exons: 8
Coding region: 161-1549 (462 amino acids)
Biological process (GO): translational elongation; translation
Molecular function (GO): translation elongation factor activity; GTPase activity; GTP binding
Source: RefSeq, a predicted model, not a curated record